Messenger RNA from Cladocopium goreaui, 1663 nucleotides. NCBI's taxonomy places the organism in Eukaryota, Dinophyceae, Suessiales, Symbiodiniaceae. The record is from the annotation of a GenBank genome assembly.
AUUAUCAUUUCCUCUUCACGGCAAUCGCUCUUUCGAUCUCUCCCCUUGACUGGUCGCGUUUCAUGGCGGCCUUUGCGAUUUUGUGGUCGCUCGUGGUGUCCCAGGAGGCCUGCGCGGCAGAGCAGUGUGGUUUCAAGGGUGGGUCCAACACCGUGUCUAAAGAUGUGGCCUCCAUGGUCCAACUCAAUGUUGGCCAGUCCUCCAGCAUCAACACGAUGGCCCUAAAGAAUGGCGCCUAUUACGUGGCAGCAACACGCAUAAGCUGCGAUCAGCACUGCAAUGACAACAACCUGGGCACCUGUAAUGCGGAAAUGACCAACAGUGCCACACAAAACGACCUGCAAGACCUGGCUCCUGGGUGCACCUUUGGCACGGGUACGGCAUCUUAUGCUCCUAUGCUCUACUGGGCGGCCGGGAAACGCUGGUGCGUCACAAACAUCGCAAAUUCAACUGAGUGCGGUCAAACAGUAGAAAAUUAUCCAGCCCAACGAGUCUGCUACUGCGAGGCUGGUGGUGUUGCUGGUGAUCCCCAUAUCCAGAGUUUGCAGGGAGCCCAUUACACCUUGCUGCAGCAAGGCUUUUUCGUCGCCUGGAACUUCUCCAAGGCUGUGCCAGCAUCAACUGUGCCAAGUGCAGCUCCAGCUCGUGGGUGGCAGCUCCUUGCGGCCUAUGCAGGCCAUGGCUUCACCACGCAAGGCCUGCUGCUUUUGGAUCCCCACUCCGGGCAGUCCAUGGAAAUCACAGCAGAAGACUGCUCUUGGCGCGUCAAGGAGAAGCAAACCCCAUGGCGCAAGGCGCAGGUGGAGUUGCUAUCGGCAGAAGACGGGACGACCAGCCUCCAAGUGAAGAAGCUACACGAGAAACUGGGUGAAACCAAGAUCUUGAGGUCUGCAAUCCUGUUGCAGAUGGGGUCAGGGUCCGACAUGAAGAACAUCUCAACCCUUGUGGUCCAUUGCAGGCCAAAGCAUCACCUCGACUUCAAGGUAAGCAUGUUCCAGAAGAGCGACAUCGACCAUGUGGGUGGUGAACUUGGAGUGGCUCCAGACGUAGACCACAACUACCACUUCUUGGUCAGCAAACAGGGCAUCAUGCGAAUGAGAGCAGACCAAGAGUUUCAGGCACCUGGAUCGUGGGUGACCUUGGGUGGCAGCCCAGCUGGGGCCGCAUACUUGGAGAAGCAACACCAAACAGGGAUAAGUAUGGUGCAGUCGCAGGGUUGCAGUGAUGCUCAGGAGGACGAUGCCAGAGCCAUUUGUUCGAAGCACCUCCAGCAAACGACUCACCCGGAGACGUUUGCUGAUUGUGUGUACGACUUAUGCCAUGGAGGUGAUGAAUCUUUCGCCCAAAGUGCGGCAGCAUUCCUUUCGGAAUCCAGCGCCUGAUAAACUUUAGGCACGAAAGCAAGCCGCCGCAAAUGGCUGGAGUGCUGGGAUGCUGAACGCAAACGCGUGUACGUCCCAAAGAAGAAGUGAAAAAGACUACAUUUGCCUGGCCGCAUACUAAACGGGAUGUUUUUGAAUUAAACACAAAGAUUUUUUGAAACGAUGAACAUCAGUAAACGCAUUGUAAACAGGGGGUUGAUGUGACCCUGAUGUGACCCGGUCGCAUCGGCUCGUGCCUUGCGGGAAUACAUGUUUCCAGUCACCUGAUGUGACUAAAGUUG